AUGAAAGCACGACAAAGAGGACCGGGUUAUCAUUUCAAGUACCCGGAUCCUAACGGCUUCGAACACUCGCUUUGUAUCGAUGAGAAUGAUAGGGUAGUACCAGUAGCUGAUAUGCAUGGAGGAGGUGGCCACAGAGGCGGCGAUUUUCAAGGAUUGGGGGGAGUCGAUCCGCGGCAGAUGAUGGCGAUGCAGAGGGAUCAGUUCCAACAUCCCGGACAAAUGCAUAUGAUGCCAGCGCAAAUGCAACCAGGAAUUCAACAGCGACGACCGUGGGAUAUGCAACAGGCACAGCAAGUGGCAGAGCACCAACAACGCGCACGACAUCACAGCCAGCCUCAUGCUCAGCCAUUGGCACAGCCUCAACAAGCGGGAGCUCACGAUUCCAACCGACCCAUAUUCCAGAAUCCCUUCAAGGAGCCUUUGCCUCAAGGUUCCUACGGUAAGCGCGAGUACGUGCCAGGUCAGGAAAAAAUCAAGGUUAGCGACUAUGGGCCGCGCGCCGAUAAUCCGGGGACGGGUUGGGAUUUGAUGCAAUUUUUGAACCAGUUGCGGAAGCAGGACGGGCGAGGUUGA
Molecule: messenger RNA, 573 nt
Organism: Alternaria postmessia
Lineage: Eukaryota; Fungi; Ascomycota; Dothideomycetes; Pleosporales; Pleosporaceae
Exons: 1
Coding region: 1-573 (190 amino acids)
Source: RefSeq, a predicted model, not a curated record